CGUGCUCCAACUCCAGCAACGCCUCCAGCCCAGCGAUCCUCUCCCUCAGCGCCUCCUCCGGCGUUUCCGGCGAAGCCACCGCCGGCGCUGACGACGACGUCACCGCGCGGGGCUUCUUCUCGAUCGGGGCUUCUCAUCGCCGAUCCCUUGAGCUUCCCAUCGUCGUCGUCGUGCGUCUUUCUCUUUCUCUAAAUCCUCACCCAGUCGUGCCUCUCUCUGUCGCGCGCAGCUCAUCAUCGUGUUCCCUUGUGUCAUUUCGAGCUUUCAAAAAGAAGAAAAGGAUUUGGACACAGGAAUUUGAGAACCAAAUAGAUUGCCAGAAACUUUGAAGGUCCCAGACACAUGAUCUCCUGAGAAAAUAGUUACAAGUACAGAUAGAAAUAGAAAUUAAAGAAGAAGAAGAAGAAGCAACAGCAGCUUUAUAAAAACCAGAACUGGACACAUCAUGAAUUGGAGAUGGUUCUAUCAAGAGCAUAUAUGUGGCAUGCCAUGUUUGAUAGAUCUCCAAGUCAUCUAGCCAGUUAGCCCAACCCAACCCAACCCAACCCCACCAUAUUUGAAUUCUGCAGGUGAGCUAGAAGCUGUUAAUGCUGCAGAGAAGGCUGAACGGGAAGCUUCAGCUAAGGGACAAGGUGUUGACAGUGAUCUCGCAGAAGCAGAAGGCUGCUCUGAGAGAAGCUUACAAGAAAAAUAAGUUUUUGCCGCGUGAUCUCCGCCCCAAGAAGACCUGUGCCAUCAGACGUCGCCUCACUAAGCAUCAGGGGCCUCUGUGGAAUUACGUCAAGAGGAAAGCUAAAACGCAAGGCUCUCGCUUUCAGCUCGAUCCCGCUGCCCUUCCCCAAAGCUCUCGAUACUGUACCGCCGGUUCUCGGGUCGCCGGCCACUUCUCCACCUUCACGUCAUCAACGGAUUCUGAGCUUCGGAGAAAAAGAAAACUGAGGACUUGCAUGAGUCAAUAUCUCAGACGGAUGAUGUUGCCAUCACACCCUGAUAUUGUCACUCGGAAGAUUCUUGUUCCAACACCUUACCUGUCUCCUAUCCCACUUCCAUCACCAAGGGAGGCACAUUUUUGGUACAUGGUGCCGGAUGAGGUCAAUGAUGAAUCACUACUUGAUCAAUAUUCAGAACUCUUAUCUUCAUGUGAAAGGGAUAAUGUCUUUGGCAUGAAGGACAAGAGAUUGUGGAAAGGGGCUCUUUUAGCCCGUGCCCUCUUGCGCACAACCCUUUCACGAUACACAAGGUGUGAGAUCAUCAGUCCUAGAUCAUUGAAGUUCAAGAAGAACAAAUAUGGGAAGCCUGAGGUAGACUGGCAAUGUGACGGUCAAUGGGUUCCACCAUCUUUGCAUUUCAAUAUUUCACAUACAUCUUCAUUGAUUGCCUGUGGUGUCACUCUGGAUGUGCCUAUUGGUAUUGAUCUUGAAGAGAAACAGCGCAGGCUGAAGAGCGACAUUCUGUCUUUCGCUCGUCGUUACUUUUCUACUUUUGAGGUUGAAUUUUUGCAGGCUAUUGCAGACCCUGAAAACCAGAGACAGGAAUUUGUCAAAUUAUGGACCCUUAAAGAAGCCUAUGUUAAAGCUCUGGGCCGAGGAUUUUCAGCUGCACCCUUCAGUAGAUUCACAAUUCAGUUUCGAGUAAGUGAAUAUAUGAAAAUUCUGAUAGAAUCACAAAUCUUUCUCGCCGAACAUCCUUUUCUAAUUGUUCAGUUGCUGAAUGUAUACAUUAAAUCUUUGUGCCAGGACGAUGAAAUAACAGUUGAGGAUUCGGAAAAUUCUAAAAAUCUCACUUCCAAUUGGCAAUUUGCCCUAUUUGAACUGGAUGGUUCUCACUAUGCUUCAGUUUGCAUGGAGAAAAAUAAAAUUUCGGACGGAAGGGGAAGGGAGCCAAUGAGACUGAAAGUGUGGAAGACUCUUCCCUUUGUAAAUGAUGAAUUUGUUUCAGGCACGGAUGCAGUUAUUAGUCUGAAUGGAUUAUCUUGAACCCUCAAUCUGAAACUCACCCACUUUGUAUUGUACUUGGAAGCAAGAGAAAUGAAAUAUAUGUUGAAUAUAAGCAAGAACAUUAGAUUUUCUUUCCCUCAGGUUGACAUAUGAAAAUUCUUUUCAUCUA
Dioscorea cayenensis subsp. rotundata (Guinea yam) is the source of this 2106-nucleotide messenger RNA. Its product is annotated as L-aminoadipate-semialdehyde dehydrogenase-phosphopantetheinyl transferase-like. The coding region runs from base 588 to 1976 and encodes 462 amino acids. The record is from RefSeq and is a predicted model, not a curated record. NCBI's taxonomy places the organism in Eukaryota, Viridiplantae, Streptophyta, Magnoliopsida, Dioscoreales, Dioscoreaceae. Gene Ontology annotation, cellular component: cytosol. The transcript is spliced from 13 exons. Gene Ontology annotation, molecular function: holo-[acyl-carrier-protein] synthase activity; magnesium ion binding.